GUAUUAUCCCCUUUUAUUCAUUUUAGCUGUAGUCGUAUUCACACUGUCACUCUCACUCCUACUCGUCCUCUUUCCUCUUUAACCUCCUUUUUCUUCUCAACUCAUUCACCCUUUCUCUUUUCCUCACUCUACUAGUAUUUCUUUGCUCUCCCUAUAGCUCUUCUCACUUGCACCAAAUAAACUUGAAGCCCUCUUUUCUAAAUUUUUAUUCUAUUGAGCUGGAAAAUUUCAUCCAUGAUAACCAUUAAGUCUGGUUGUUAUUGUUGUUUUUGCCUCUGAAAAAUUGGAUAUAGGUUGUCUGUUGGAGAGGUAUACAAAGGAAGUGUUGGUUUUUUUCGGGUGAAAUGGAGAGAAAACAAGGGUUCUUUUCGGCGUUAAAGGAGGAGGUGGUGCGCGGGUUAUCGCCGGGGAGGUCAAGAGCGAAGAGUCCAGCGAGAAGUGGGUCACCCAUUACGAGUUUGCUUCGAAGGAGGAAGAGUAGCAGUAGCAGUAGCCAUUUCGGCGCAAAUUCUGAGCAGUUGAUAUCACGAUCAGGGAGUUUGAGACCGUUAGGGGGGGAAACGUUAACGCCGUUAAUGGAAGGUCCGGAUCCGGAUGGCGGAGAAGUCGGUGAUUCGAAGCGGGUCGGGUCGGGUUUAGGACAUUGGGUGAAAGGGCAGCUGUCCAGGACACCCUCGGUUGCAUCGAGUGGGUAUGCUAAGAGGUCUGAUCUGAGACUCUUGCUGGGUGUAAUGGGUGCUCCUCUUGCCCCUGUCCACGUUAGUACUAUUGACCCUUUGCCUCAUCUCAGCAUAAAAGACACACCCAUUGAAACUUCAUCUGCUCAGUAUAUAUUGCAGCAAUAUACUGCUGCAUCAGGUGGGCAAAAGCUACAGAGCUCAAUUAAAAAUGCCUAUGCUAUGGGAAAGAUGAAGAUGUUAGCUUCUGAAUUCGAAACCCCAACAAAGGUGGUUAAGAGUAGGAACUCUGCUAGAGCUGCUGAGUCUGGUGGAUUUGUACUCUGGCAGAUGAAUCCUGACAUGUGGUAUGUGGAGCUUGCAGUUGGUGGAAGCAAGGUUCACGCGGGCUGCAAUGGCAAACUUGUAUGGAGGCACACACCUUGGCUUGGCGCCCAUACUGCAAAAGGGCCUGUUCGGCCACUACGACGAGCUCUACAGGGUCUUGAUCCAAGAUCUACCGCCAGUAUGUUUGCCAACGCAAGAUGCAUUGGAGAGAAGAAGAUCAAUGGGGAGGACUGCUUCAUUCUAAAGCUCUGUGCUGAUCCGCACACAUUGAAGGCCAGAAGUGAAGGACCAGCGGAGAUCAUAAGGCAUGUCUUGUUUGGCUACUUCAGCCAGAAGACUGGCCUUCUUGUUCACAUGGAGGAUUCACAUCUCACCAGGAUCCAAUCCAACGGAGGAGAUGCGGUUUACUGGGAGACAACGAUAAACUCAUUCUUAGAUGAUUACCGCCCUGUAGAAGGUAUCAUGAUUGCCCAUUCUGGGCGUUCCGUAGUCACACUUUUCCGGUUUGGGGAGAUGGCUAUGAGUCAUACCAAAACUAGGAUGGAAGAAGCUUGGACAAUUGAAGAGGUUGCGUUUAACGUUCCAGGAUUAUCAAUAGACUGCUUUAUCCCACCAGCUGACCUGAGAUCAGGGUCUAUAAGUGAAGCAUGUGAGCUCCCGCAAGAUGAAAGGGGAAAGAGUGCAAUUUCACUCGCCAGUCACCGGGCUAAGGUAGCAGCGCUAGAGAAAACUCAUGAUUGCAGCAUGGAUAAUGUGGUCUGGAAGGUGGAAAUCUAACCUACUAGGUCAAUUGUUUAUACAGAAAGAGGGGGUCGCUGAUGGACUAACACAUUAGACAUUAUUUAGGAGCUAAUUAAUUGAGUCAUAAUAGUUGGUUGUCUUUAUCUUUAUCUGUAAAUAGAGCAUAAUGAUUCUCAGGUUCUUCCUGAGCCUGAACGAAUUUUUAUACUCUUGAAAACAGAAUCCAACUUAAGCGUUGGAGCUCAAUUUUCCUGGUGACGAUUGGAGCAACUGGAGGUUAAUUUUUAGUUUACCUUCCGUAAGUGUAGGUCGGAAAACUUCGCCAUUAGGUGAAUAUUGACCUUUUAGGUGAUAGUAGUAAUUUUUCUCAGCCUACUGUAUAGGGCUGUUUCUGUUAGAGCACUGCUAGAUGGGGUUGACAGCAGUGUUAGUUUUUCCAUUUUAUCACUUUCAUAUGGUAUGUUCCUUUUCUUUUUUUAGUUCGAGGAGUUGUUUGUUUGUGUGUCAAGAGAAAUGGGAUUUCUCUGGAGUUUAGGUUUAAGUUAAAGUAGUAAGAAGGGGGGUGAGCAGAUGAAGAAAGUUGUAAAUUUGUUUGAUCUGCUGUUAACCAGAUUGGAUCUUGUUUGUUGGUUUCAGAUAGUACUCUCAGUUUUAUGUUGGAUUGGUAAAUACAGCCAAGAAAAUAAAAGGAAUCUUUUGCCCA
Messenger RNA from Capsicum annuum, 2448 nucleotides. RefSeq lists its product as uncharacterized. NCBI's taxonomy places the organism in Eukaryota, Viridiplantae, Streptophyta, Magnoliopsida, Solanales, Solanaceae. Bases 345 to 1781 code for a protein of 478 amino acids. The transcript has 3 exons. The record is from RefSeq and is a predicted model, not a curated record.